This is a messenger RNA of Ilex paraguariensis (yerba mate), 701 nucleotides long. Lineage: Eukaryota; Viridiplantae; Streptophyta; Magnoliopsida; Aquifoliales; Aquifoliaceae. The record is from the annotation of a GenBank genome assembly.
AAAGCUAGAGGAUAGGCGGAAGUGAAAAUUUUCCUGAGAAAGGAGGGAAAACGAGAGAAAAUGAGUAGUAACAGUUCACUGUCAUCAUCAUCUCCGGCGCGUUCAUCGAUUUCGACCACAGCGAUUGUUGGGGCGAAUGCGGCUUCUUCAUUGGCAAUCGAGGAGUUCCACUUCCCGGCCGACCUCAUCUCCAUCCAAGACCGCAAGGACGAGGCAAUUCUUGUUUUGAAGUCUGAUCUGAUGGCUGCACUUAACAAAGAGGUUAAAUCCUUGGAUGAAGAUAGCUGGAUGUUUGAAGGACCUCGGUCUCGAAUUCACCUUAUAUCAAAACCAGGUGGUCUUCUUCAGAAGAAUGCAGAAACCACAAGAAACCAUAACCCGGCUCCGCCUAAAUGAUCGAUAUGCCUUCUAUCCAAAUAGCAUCUUGUACCAAUGGCCGCUCCGAAAUUAUUUUUCUUCUGUAUUUUGGUUGGAUUUCCUAUCUAACAGUUGUAGUUAUAAAGAACUGAUGCUUCCUUGGAUAUCUAAGAACUGAUUCUGCCCCUCCACUGUGGAUCUUCGUAGAGACCGAUCCACAUGGACCAAUCUAGCUGAUGCUUUCUUGUAAAUUUUCUGGAAAAUGUUCUGUUUUCAGUUUUGCCAAGCACUCCAUAACUGUUUGAGUAUUUAAACAAUCUAUUUAUUUCAAAAAAUUGUUAAAG